This is a messenger RNA of Oryzias melastigma (Indian medaka), 4144 nucleotides long. It is a transcript of the gene scarb2a, whose product is annotated as scavenger receptor class B, member 2a. NCBI's taxonomy places the organism in Eukaryota, Metazoa, Chordata, Actinopteri, Beloniformes, Adrianichthyidae. The transcript is spliced from 13 exons. Gene Ontology annotation, biological process: protein targeting to lysosome; receptor-mediated endocytosis. Gene Ontology annotation, molecular function: scavenger receptor activity. Gene Ontology annotation, cellular component: lysosome; cytoplasm; membrane. The record is from RefSeq and is a predicted model, not a curated record. The coding region runs from base 295 to 1887 and encodes 530 amino acids.
CGACUCAUUUCACCGCCGACUCCGUCCGAGCAGCUCGGUCCUCCUGCGGCUCCUCCGUCUCACUAAAGUGGACUUUCCGUUUUUUAGGAACCUUUUUAAAGUGCCAACAGAGCCGGAGCGGCGCGGGAGGAGCACGCGGAGCCACGAGGAGAACUUCCACCCCCACUUUGCUGCUCCGGAGCCGGCGGAACUGAGGUUUCACAACCGCACUCCUCGCCCUCUUUUACCUUCUUCUGUUUGUUUUUGCCAAAUCGCUUUUUUUCCCGAGCGCGUGAAGUUGUGCACGCGGGCACCAUGACUCGGAGAUCGUGCUGCAUUUACGCCACGGGGAUCGUCAGCGCUCACCUCCUCAUCGUGGGCAUCGCCUUGGUGGUGGCUCAGGUCUUCCAAACCAUGAUCCACAACCGCCUGAAGCAGGAAAUCACGCUGACGGAGAAGAGUCAGGUGUUCGAGUCCUGGAAGAACCCCCCUCCACCCGUCUACAUGGAGUACUACUUCUUCAACGUGACCAACCCCUGGGAGUUCCUCCAAGGCAAGAAAGCUUCUGUGAAGCAGAUCGGCCCGUACACGUACAGGGAAUACAGGCCGCGGGAAAACGUCACGUUCCUGGAGAACGGCACCAAGCUCUACGCCCUGAACCCCAAAACCUUCGUUUUCGUGCCAGAGAAGUCCGCUGGUAACCCCGAGGUGGACGUGGUCACCACCAUCAACAUCCCCUUCGUGGCGGUGAUGAACGAGCUGAACUCCUACUCCUUCUUGCUGCGGAGCAUGGUCUCCGUCUACAUCUCCUCCCUGGGCGUGGACGUCUUCAUGAACCGCACCGUCCACGAGAUCCUGUGGGGCUUCAAGGACCCACUGCUCUCCAAAAUCCACAACAUGCGGCCCAGCGUGGACGAGCACUUCGGCCUGAUGUGGAAGAAAAACGGCACUCAUGAAGGAGAAUUCGUCUUCCACACCGGCGAGCAGAACUAUCUGGACUACGGCAAAAUCGACACGUGGAACGGCCUGAGGGAAAUGUCCUGGUGGUCGUCCAACCAGAGCAACAUGAUCAACGGAACGGACGGCGCCGUCUUCCACCCGCUCAUCAACCGGAACGAGCUGCUGUACAUCUUCGCCGCCGAUCUCUGCAGGUCCAUCCACCUGGCGUACGUGGAGGACGUGGAGGUGAAGGGGAUCCAGGCGUACCGCUUCGCCCCCCCGGCAGACGUCCUGAUGAACCCCAAAGACAACCCCACCAACGCGGGCUUCUGCGUGCCGGCCGGAGACUGCCUGGGCACCGGCGUGCUGAAAGUCAGCGUGUGCCGAGAAGGCGCUCCCAUCGUGGUCUCCUUCCCUCACUUCUAUCAAGCCGACCCCGAGUACAUCAACGCCGUGGAGGGGAUGAACCCCAACAAGGAGGAGCAUGAGACGUACCUGGACCUGCAGCCUACCUCAGGAGUUCCCAUCCGCGCCUGCAAGAGAGCUCAGCUCAACGUCAUCGUGAAGAGAAUCCCGGGCUUCCCAAAAACUCGUCACAUCAACGAGACCAUUUUCCCCAUCAUGUUUGUGAACGAGACGGCGACCAUCGACGACGAGUCGGCAGCGCAGAUGAAGACGCUGCUCCUCAUCGUCACGCUGGUGUCAAACUUCCCCGUUUUCAUCGUGGGCAUGGGCAUCAUCCUGCUGCUCGUGCUCGUCGUGCUCUUCUGCCGAAACCGCCAGAAGAAGAACGAAGUAAAACGUAUUGAUUUUAAUGAGGCUUUUCCUUCUUUUGCUACGGGGAAAGACGACACGGCGUACACGCAGGUCAGCAACAAACCCGACGAGAGCGCGGAGACGCCGGCCGGCCAGAUGAUCCGGAACGGCUCCUACAUCGCCCUGUCGCCGGUGGACGCGCAGAAGUGCUGAUCCGGGAUCCCUCGUCUCCAGCUCAGGGAGGCUGAGGGGGCAGCACCGGGUGGGGGGAUGGGCGGGACCAUUCGGGGAAACACCGGGACACGAACCUCACCCACACCCUCACCUCCAUCACCCCGGACACUGAGUGGGCGUGGCCAACUCCAGACUCCUCCCCUCUCCUCGUCAUCAGUGUUGUGAGGAGCAGACUGAGCCUCUUCAGUCAGAACCGUCUGCAUCCUCGGACGCUUCAAAGGCAAAUAACAAAAAAACACUAUUUUUAAGAGAAAAUGAGCCAAACUUUAGCUAACUCUGACCCGGUGUGAACACUUUGCACUUGUAGGCUUUAGCGGAUGAAACUUUUCUGCCGUUCCUGCUGAGUUCUGGUUCCUGCUCUCUGCCAAACCUUUUCAAACGGCUUCUUCGCCUCUGAAGCCGUCUGCUGUGAACGUUUCUCGGGAAAAGCUGCACUUUUUUUAUUUUUGUCACGCAAACAAACAAAAACAAAAAAAAGGAAAGAAACGCCCACAAAACUUACAAGGGAGACUUGAGCCGGUUUCUGCCUUACAGCGAAAACCUCUGACCAAAGCCGGCGGCGCGGCGGGCGGUCUGCGGCGCCGCCGCUGUUACAUUUCCUGGGAAGCACAGUAAGGACGGAUGGAAGCGGCCGUCACGCCGUUUGUAAUCUGAAGUGCGGCGCCGGCAGGUCUGCCCACACGCCGCUCGGAAAGCUCCCCGCACUCUGCCCGGAAAACUGUGUCCGUGGUGGUCCGGCUCGUCUCAGCGUCCCGACCCGCGUCGCUCGCCGGCGCCCCCGUGUUCCGUCUUUUCUACACUUUUUGUAUUUGUUGUUGCUGCUAAACGCCAUUGGCCCGUCUGCGGAGGGCCGGGGGGGGGUCGUGUGCUCCGCUUCAGGUUGAACUUCAAGGGCUCCUCCAAAGUCCUGGACCCCUCCCUCCGCAUUGCCAACGUCCGAACACCUGAGCACAAGAGCCCAAAGCGUUCUGCCACUUUUGGAUCAGCGGUUACAGUUAGUGUUCUGGAGCUCCGCCUCCAGCGAUGGUGGUCGGUUCAUUUCAAGAGGGGGUGGGGGUCACACCCCCGAAAGGCUCCUGGACCUUCAGGGUUUUGGUUGUAGCACCGUGGUGGAGGAUUUCCUCUUGUUUCUUAAGAGAUCAGCUGAUUGGCCCCUCCCACUAACAGCUGAUGAAAACCUUCAGUGUGUGUGGGGGGCGGGGUUUAAAGGCGAUAGUAUUGAAAAUAUUAGCGUUUCGUUCCUCGCCGCGCUCACGGCGGCCGCCUUCUACAAACCUGAGAGCCCUUAACCCGGAGAGACGGCGGGCUGAGCCGCCGCCCCUCUCCACCACGCCGACCUCUCCCGUCCUUCAGGCCUUUGGCCCCGCCCCCUGACCAAAGACGCCCCAUAGAUCGGUCCAGGAGCUGCGUUUACUCUAAGCGGCCGUGCCACAAAACCACCGCCUACUUUACAAAAAGAGGAUUUGUGCCACCACUGAAGUGUGCGUCUGUGUGCGUUUGUGUGUGUGUGUGCGUCUCCCAUCACGGCCAGAUCAACGAAAGCAGAAAACUGACGGGUAUUUGUGUUUUUCUUCCACCUUUGAAGUUAAAAUAUCAAGUUUGAGCUGCAAGGAUCUCAGUAUUAUGUUUAAAAAAAAGCAAUAUAGUUGUUAAAAUGAUGAAUUAAAAAUGGGGAUUUUUUUUGUUUAAAGAACCACAAACUUUAAAGAGGAACAUUUCUGCUUUGUGUUGCUUCGUUUUUGUGUUUCUCCUUCUCUUGGUAGUGUGAUCUAGUGUUGUGCAUUUAUCACUACAAGCUGCAUUUCAGAGUUGAAGUGAAGGUUUGUGCGGCUGCGACUGCGGCUGCGACUGCGGCUGCAGCUGCAGCUUUGGUUCCUGUAGAACUGGAAGGCGGAUUAUCUCGUGACGCGCUCGUGCUGUGAUGACUCAGAUGAAUGAAGCCUCCUUCAGGGAUGAGCGCUCGUGCCAUGGCGCCCUGUCGUCGGCGCGUGUCCAGAACAGCCACACCUCCCUGUUUUUGAUAUCCUAACAUUUCAUUUCAGACGUCUACUAAUUUGUUUUGCUACUGAAAAUGACAAUCCCCUUUUGUCAUGUUAGGGGCAAAAUGAUUUCCAAGUUAAUAUUUUUAGUUUUGAUAUUUUACACUGCACAAAUGUUUCUACAAUGCUUUUGUAAACAUUUCUAGUGUAUUUCCAAAAAAGGAUGAAAUAAAAGUUGCAUUAAAGUGCAAAACGUU